AUGAAAGUGAAAGUGCCCUUCCCUCAGCCUCGACUCCAUUUUAAUGGAGUUAAAAAAAUCUUUAACAUCAGGCAGAAGCGGAGAUAUUAAUGUCACACAGCAAGAACUAUUGACUAAAGGAGUGUGAUGCUUUCCAGAAGAAGACAUCUGACUCUGCAGGACCCAGCUACAUGAUAUUCAAAGAUGGAGACUCCUGAUCUGGACACAAAUAAUGUUCCCUCACACUCAAAAAACUGCAAACUCCAGGGAAAGCGACUAGAAUCACCAGCACCCAGCUGUACCUCCAGGAAGAGUGAUUUUUCUAUGGAGGUUCCUUGGACAUUUAAAGAAAGAGACUCCUCCCUUCUACACAGUAUUCUACAGAAGACAGAAGAGAAAAUAGAGAAGAACAUCAUCACAGAUACUGGGAAUGACCCAGAAUCUGUGGCUGUAAAUGAAUUCCAGAAAAAGUUCAAAUUAAAUCUAUUGAAGAAGUUUCAGUGUUUGCAUGGAGUGAUAAUAAACCCGGGAAUCCAAACCCUCUUGAAUGAGAUCUACACAGAGCUCUACAUCACAGAGGGAGACAGUGGAGAUGUCAAUAAUGAACAUGAGGUGAGGCAGAUCGAGGCAGCAUCCAGGAGAACAACAACAGAGGAAACACCAAUCAAAUGCAACGACAUCUUUAAUCCUUUAUCUGAACAAGAUGAACCCAUCAGAACUGUUCUGACAAAGGGAGUCGCUGGCAUCGGAAAAACAGUCUCUGUGCAGAAGUUCAUUCUGGACUGGGCUGAAGGGAAAGAAAAUCAGGACAUCCACCUCAUAUUUCCACUUCCUUUCAGAGAGCUGAAUUUGAUGAAGAACCAGAAACUGAGUCUGAUGGAGCUCCUUCAGUUCUGUUUUAAAGACACAAUAGGAACAGAAAUGUUGAGUUCAAAAAAGGUUCUGUUCAUUUUUGACGGAUUGGAUGAGUGUCGUUUUCCUCUAGAUUUCCAGAACACAGUGAGAGUGUGUGAUGUAACUGAAUCAGCAUCAGUGCCGGUGCUGCUGAUAAACCUGAUUAAAGGGAAUCUGCUUCCCUCUGCUCUCAUCUGGAUCACCUCCCGACCAGCAGCAGCUGAUCAAAUCCCCUCUGAGUGUGUGCAUCGAGUCACAGAGGUACAAGGGUUCAAUGACCCACAGAAGGAGGAGUUCUUCAGGAAGAGGAUCAGUGACCAGAGCCUGGCCAAUAACAUCAUCACACACCUGAAGUCAUUAAGAAGCCUCUACAUCAUGUGCCACAUCCCAGUCUUCUGCUGGAUUUCAGCCACUGUUCUAGAGAGAAUGUUGGGUGAAGCAGAGAGUGGAGAGAUCCCCAAGACUCUGACUCAAAUGUACACACACUUCCUCAUCAUUCAGACAAACAUCAUAAGAGAAAAAUACUCAAAGAAGCUGGAGAGUGAUGAAGAAAUGCUUCUUAAACUGGGAAAACUGGCUUUUCAGCAGCUGAAGAAAGGGAACCUGAUCUUCUAUGAGGAAGACCUGAGAGAGUGUGGCAUUGAUGUGAGAGAAGCAGCAGUGUACUCAGGUGUGUGUACACAGAUCUUCAGAGAGGAGUCUGGGCUUCAACAGAGUAAAGUGUACUGCUUUGUACAUCUGAGUGUUCAGGAGCACCUCGCAGCUCUGUAUGUGUACCUGACCUUCAUGAUUAAAAAGAGGAAUGUUCUUGAUCUGUAUCAGUUAUCUAAACUGUGGAGAAAAGAAAAUACAAUCUCAGAUCUACACAAGAGUGCUAUAGAUCAGGCUUUAGAAAGUCAGACUGGACAUCUAGAUCUUUUCCUUCGGUUUCUUUUGGGUCUUUCACUGGAAUCCAAUCAGAAUCUCUUUUGUGCUUUAGUAACACAAACAGGAAGUAGCUCCCAGAACAUAGAAGAGAUGAGAACAGUCCAGUACAUCAAAAAGAAGAUAAUUGAAGAUCUUCCUACAGAGAAAUCCAUCAAUCUGUUCCACUGUCUGAAUGAACUGGGUGAUAAUUCUCUAGUGGAGGAAAUCCAGCACUACCUGAAAUCUGGAAAACAAAGUGAACUCUCUUCUUCACAGUGGUCUGCUCUGGUGUUUGUGUUACUGACCUCAGCACAGGAGCUGGAAGAGUUUGACCUGAGUAAAUAUUUCAGUACAGAUAAGAUAACAGAAGAUGUUCUUCUGAAGAUGAUGCCUGUGAUCGCAGCCUCCAGAAAAGCAAUUAUCAGGUGUGAUUCACUUGGAGUGAAAAGUUGGUCAGGUCUGGCCUCAGUGCUCAGCUCAGAAACCUCCAACCUGAGAGAACUGCAUCUGACUGUGAAAACUCUGGAUCUGACUGGGAAUAAACUAGGAGACUCAGGAGUGAAGUGUCUCUCUGCUGUACUGCAGAAUCCUCACUGUAAACUGGAGACACUGAGGUUGUGUAAGUCUGGUAUCUCAGAAGAAGGCUGUGUUGCUCUGACUUCAGCUCUGAGAUCAAACCCCUCACACCUGAGAGACCUGAAUCUGUCUUGUAAUAAACUUGGAGACUCAGGAGUGAAGAGUCUCUCUGCUGUACUGGAGAAUCCUCACUGUAAACUGGAGGCACUGAGGUUGUAUAAGUGUGAUGUCAGAGAUGAAGGCUGUGCUGCUCUGACCUCAGCUCUGAGAUCAAACCCCUCACACCUGAGAGAACUCAAUCUGUCCUAUAAUAAUAUGGGAGACUCAGGAGUGAAGAGUCUCUCUGCUGUACUGGAAAAUCCUCACUGUAAACUGGAGGCACUGAGAUUGUGGGAUUGUGGUAUCUCAGAUGAAGGUUGUGCUGCUCUGACUUCAGCUCUGAGAUCAAACCCCUCACACCUGAGAGUCCUUGAUCUGUCCUGUAAUAAUGUAGGAGACUCAGGAGUGAAGAGUCUCUCCUCUGUACUGGAAAAUCCUCACUGUAAACUGGAGACACUGGGGUUAUAUAAGUGUGGUGUCUCAGAUGAAGGCUGUGCUGCGCUGACUUCAGCUUUGAGAUCAAAUCCCUCACACCUGAGAGAACUUUGUCUGUCCUUUAAUAAUCAAGGGCACUCAGGAAAGAAGCUGCUGUCUGCUCUUAAGGAUGACAAACAUUACAAACUACAGACUCUUAGGUGA
Molecule: messenger RNA, 3093 nt
Organism: Hemibagrus wyckioides
Lineage: Eukaryota; Metazoa; Chordata; Actinopteri; Siluriformes; Bagridae
Product: NLR family CARD domain-containing protein 3-like
Exons: 10
Coding region: 184-3093 (969 amino acids)
Molecular function (GO): protein binding
Source: RefSeq, a predicted model, not a curated record